CGAGUCGCUCGUUGCGUAUCCAGCCCGGGUUCCCCUUGGGCUCCUGACAUCUAAUGGGUUGCAGAUGUGGCUCCGAGCCGCACAGCCAUCCGAGGGGAAUAUUAAACUUAACUGUGCUACCGGUUCCUUUUUAAAAGCGAAACAAGGCUGCUGCAUUGCUGGAGACCACGUCUAGCUCACCCAGCCUCCUAGACAACGUGCUCAAUGCUUUGAGACUGGAAGGACCUUGCUCUGCAAUGAAGAUGGAGGCAGUAGGAAAAGCAGAAGAACUUGUUGAUUCAGAAAUUCCACCAAAGACUUCUGAAAAGCAAGAGACUGCUCCUGAUGAAGACAGGCCUAUAGAACUGGAGACACAACCUCAGAAGGACAGCGCGCCCACUGCAGCAGACUCUGCAGUGCUCUCUUCCAUGCCUUGCUUGCUGAUGGAGCUGAGGCGGGACUCCUCGGAGUCUCAGCUGGCAUCUACAGAGAGCGACAAGCCAGCGGGUGGCCGAGUUUAUGAGAGUGACUCUUCUAACCACUGCAUGCUUUCCCCUUCCUCCAGCGGGCAUUUGGCCGACUCAGACACGUUGUCUUCCGCAGAGGAGAACGAGCCCUGCCAAGCUGAAGCCGCAGCGGAGGGAGACCCUUCUGCGGUGUCCGGAGCUGCGGUCGGGAGGAAAUCCAGGAGAUCCAGGUCCGAAAGUGAGACUUCAACAAUGGCUGCCAAGAAAAACCGACAGUCUAGCGAUAAGCAGAAUGGCCGAGUUCCCAAGGUGAAGGGUCACCGGAGCCAAAAGCACAAGGAGAGGAUCCGGCUGCUGAGGCAGAAGCGGGAGGCGGCUGCUCGCAAGAAGUACAACCUGCUGCAGGACAGCAGUACCAGCGACAGUGACCUGACCUGUGACUCCAGCACGAGCUCGUCAGACGACGACGAGGAGGUUUCAGGGAGCAGCAAGACAAUCACUGCAGAGAUACCAGAUGGACCCCCUGUGGUGGCUCACUAUGAUAUAUCAGACACAAACUCAGACCCAGAAGUGGUAAAUGUGGACAAUCUGUUGGCGGCCGCAGUAGUUCAAGAGCACAAUAAUUCUUUAGGAAAUCAAGACUCAGGAUCUGCCUGGAGAACCAGAGGGCUGCUGAAUGAAAUGAGUGCUGAUACAGAUCGUUUGGAUCCAGGCUUCCUUCCAGGUGACAAAAUCUCUUGUGGAAAUGCCCAGGCCAAUGAAGAAAUUAACAUUGCCUCUUCUGAUAGCGAAGUGGAGAUUGUUGGAGUUCAGGAACAUGCCAGGUGUGUGCAUCCCAGGGGAGGGGUGAUCCAGAGCGUGGCCUCCUGGAAGCGCGGCUCGCCCUUCGGCAGCGCCCAGCCCGCGCAGCCAUGGACAGCAGUGGCUCCCCAGCAGAACUGGUCCUCGCCCCCAGAAGUGGUGGAUCUGACUCUGGACGAGGACACCAGGCGCAAAUACCUCCUGUAAGGCCGUUGUCACUGUGCUCUGCCCCCUCCCCUCCUGCCCUCCCUGGCACAGAGCGGUGAAACCAUCACCUCCAGAGGCCCCGUCCUUGGCACCAAGAAACCCAAACCCACGGCGUUUCUCCACCUCCACACAGGAAUGUAGUCUGAUUUCAGUAUCACUUCAAAGGGUUCUGCCUUCUCCGAGGAGGAUUCCUGCCCAGAAUUAACAGCACCAAAUUUAAAACACAUCUGCAGUUACUAACGUGUGCGUGUGUACCUAACGAAAUAACUGCGUGCAAACUUACGUCCUCCCACGCUCCCCACCUCCCGACUCCAGGACUUUUUUAAUUUAUCAGUAUCUUGAGUUUGUUAGUAGAAGUUAGUGUGUUGCUGUGUGAGCAUCAGUGAUUUUGAGAAAUGCUGUGUCCUCACUGAUUUCAGUGGAACUGGGGGGUAUUCAACACUUCCAAAAUUCGGGCCAGGAGUAUUUUUACCCAGACUGAUUUGGUUAUGUUACCAGCAGGAGGGAUUGUCUUUAAUGCAAAUGGCCCAUAAAAAAUGCACUGAACAGCUUUUAAUUAAAACAUUUUUUAUUUUCAAUGUAAUUUAUAGUUUAUACUCUUCAGUGCUGAGUCUUCUGUCCACUUGACUACUGUGUUUCGCUGGUCAAUUCCCACAGCUUGGAAUGGCUAAAAUAGUAAUAGUAGUGACUUAGGAACAGCUGAACAUUGCAAAAGCACAGGAAAAAGUAAUAAAAAGGCCCAGCAUCCCUCUCCUCUUUAAUUAUAGCUUAUUAUUAUUACCUCUAUCUGAGUUUUGCUGGAGUAGAUGAAGAAGAGGAAUUAAACAUUUUACUCACAGUCCCCAUUUCUACUGCUGCUUGUUUGUGUCAUUCACCAUCUCAGAAAACAAAAAACAAAUCCCAAGCAAAUUCCAAAGCUCCAGCCUGGCAAAGGGGUGGUCAGCUGGGACCUGUUCCUGGAAUUUGUGGGGCCACUCAAGUGCUUAAAACUCUGUCCUGAAAGAUGUUGCAGGAUCAGGGUCAGAAACUAAGGCUAUGGUUUUUAACUUUUUUUUUUUUUUUUUUUAAUCAGUAAUCUGCACCAUUUCCCUGGCUUUCAAUCAUGCCUCUCCUGCUAGUUUUGGAAAUUCCAAGAUUCAGGAAACACUUUCUACCAGAAUAUUUACCAAAAUCAGUGGAACAACUCACUUUAGCGGGCUGCAGUUUCUGUGGUGUACAUGGAAAUUCCUGUCCCUCAUCUGUCAUUUUGAGCCUUUCCCAAGGCAAAAACCAAAGAUUAGACUUUAACAAGAUGAUAUUAUUCAUUUUAAAUGUCUACUGUGCAAUUGAAACAUUCCUUCAUAUUCCAGAAAUUUCUGUUGGGAAUUUUGUACAGCUCUGCCAUUAGAUUUUUCACUAUUUAAAGCUGAACAAGGGUGGUCAGGACAUGGGAUGUUCUGCCUUUCUUUUGUGUCGGCUGGUUUUCGAAAUUUAUUUGGUUUCCCCUAAUUUUAUCUGUGGGCAAAAUAAAAAAUUAAAAUAGA
Messenger RNA from Agelaius phoeniceus (red-winged blackbird), 2977 nucleotides. Lineage: Eukaryota; Metazoa; Chordata; Aves; Passeriformes; Icteridae. The record is from RefSeq and is a predicted model, not a curated record.